Molecule: messenger RNA, 3109 nt
Organism: Anarrhichthys ocellatus (wolf-eel)
Lineage: Eukaryota; Metazoa; Chordata; Actinopteri; Perciformes; Anarhichadidae
Product: nuclear receptor coactivator 7
Exons: 15
Coding region: 216-2630 (804 amino acids)
Biological process (GO): response to oxidative stress; regulation of transcription by RNA polymerase II
Cellular component (GO): nucleus
Source: RefSeq, a predicted model, not a curated record
UUAUUGAACUUGUAACUGUUGUCUGCAGUGAUAUCACAACACUGCAAUAUGAGGACACGCUCAUAUGACCGCCACCCGUCUCCAUCCCUGGGCAAGGCACAGGUGUAACUGGGGCAAAAGGUAGGCAUGGGGAAUAAAAGGAGGAGGAAGGAUGCCUGCUGAGUCCCUCGUCCCUCUGCAACCACUGCCAGCGUCAAACUAAAGGAAGACAGAAAAUGGCUCAGUCCGUGACGAUGCCGGAAACUCAAGGAGCCAUGGACCGUGAGCCCCAGAGGGACAAGACCAGGACCAGCUACUUUGGCAACGUCAAGACCAGGCUGGGUUCCAAGCUUCCUCCCGGUGUCUCUCAGCCUCCACAGUUUGCCAAGCGGCCCUGGGAGACUCAACCUCAGGCGCGAGUGAUGCAGGAGCCUGCAGCCAGCGGCCAGCGUCAGCACCAACCCACCGUGAGCCGGCCUCUCAACCACACCCCCCACAUCAGGAACCCCAAACUGCGACAGUACUACCUGCAAGAGGCUUCAUGGGACCAUAACAAUACUGCAGUGAAGCAAGAGCAUAUGAGAGGACCGUCAGAUGACAGCACAAGCAGCAGGGGUCUCCCCGGGGACACGGUGUUCAGCGUCUCAUCUCAGUUCAACAGUAAUGGCACAUCUUCAGUAGAAGAGGGCAAAAUUGGUCACCGUCCCUCCGUUUGCACUUCAGAUUUACCCUCCUCGUCUGCUACCCUCGUCCCUAGAGAGCAGCUGGUCGUCCCGAAGGGAAAAAACACUUCCACCGGUCAAGGAUCGUCUCAACAAGAACUGGACUCAGAUCUUAAACCGAAGCGAGAGGCGGAUCCAGAGACUUUGGAAACACUUGCUGCUCAACCUCAGCCUCCCUCACCAGAAGCAGAAUAUGACAAACUACUGGAUGUGGAGGCGGUGCCGAUGCCUGAUGGACAGCUCUGCUUAUUGGCUCUGCCACCAGAGUGCUGUCAGGGGGGGGGACCAGAGGCCAUGCGGUACCUCAAACUGUUCUGCCGCUACAUCACAGACCGUAAGGGUGUAGUUUCAGGAAUCCUAUUGGUGACGUCUAACAAGAUCUUCUUUGACCCAUGUAAGACACAUGCUCUGGUGAAGGAACAUGGCUGUGAGGAAUACCUCCUGUCCUGCUCUGUUGACAAUCUGGCAUCUGUCUCCUUCUUCUCUGACAUCUCACACGUUCGAUUCAACACGUCACAGCAGAGGAGAAAAGGCAAGAACAUUUUCCAGAGUUUGAAAACCGCCAAAAGCCGAGCAGGCGGGUUCCCAAACCCAAAGGGGGAGUCGCUCCCGGCUCGGGUGUCUGUGGCUGCAUCAGAUUUGUCCCGUCUGGCCCUGAGCCUGACCAAAGAGGUCUCUGGGGAGGAGGAGGAGGAGGCAGAGAGCAGAGACAUGGCGGAGGCUGAGGUGGAGCUCGAUAGCAGCCCUCUGGAGGUGCUGUCGGAGGCGUCUGAGGGCGACCUGGGAGUGGCUGACCUGAGCGGUGCUGCAACCUUCUGCUGUGGCGGUCAAGAGGCGGUGAGUAAAGUGAAGACGGAGCCGCUUCACACUGAUGAAACAGGGAUGCCCUCUGAGAAGAGUCGGACUGCAGGUACGGAUGUGAAUCGGGAUCUUUCUCAAAGAUGGCUUAUUGUUUUUGUUUCUAUUUUUCUUCGCCACGAGUCAGCCCUUGCUCUCUGUUUACAUUCAGUGCCUCAAAGGUCAUCAGCAGGAAAUCCUGGGAGUCUGAUGUUUGUGCGGCUGCGGGUUCAGCCGUCUGCAGCAAAGAAAAAGGGUGCAGGAGGCCUUCAGCUGGGGUCGUCAAAACCUUUACCUAGAAGGGAUGCCUGGAUUGUCCUUUCACAAGAGAGCUCUGACGAGCUGUACGCCUACCUUACACACUGUCGACCAGACUUGUGUGUACUUGAGGGAGGGGAGGAGGAGAGGGAGGCGGACCGUGAUGAAGAGGAGUUUGUACUCAUUGAGGACAGAGAGGAAGAGGAAGGGGACGAGGAGGUGUUCCAGAGGCACCGCAGCUCGGGGGACGACUGGGAGAUGGUAUUGAUGGAAGAGAGUGGGGACAAGCCAAUGCUGGUCAUCGACCGGGAACCUGACGGGCUCAAUGAUAUCGUAGAGAGCAGCCACAUUUUAGAGGCUUCGCAUGUCAGAGAGCUAUGUAAGGAGCUUCCUCCGAGGACAGUUGGAUACAGCUGGCAGCUGACUUACAGUACGUCCCGUCACGGCGCCAGCCUCAAGUCCCUCUACAGGAAACUCAGUGCCACGGACUCCCCUGUGCUUGUUGUCAUAAAGGAUGCACUCGAUGAGAUAUUCGGGGCCUUCCUCUCUCACCCUCUGAGGCCCAGUGAGACGUUCUACGGCACAGGAGAAACGUUCCUCUUCAUGUUGCAUCCUCGCUUCAAGUGCUUCAGAUGGACUGGAGAGAACUCCUUUUUUAUUAAAGGAGACUUGGACUCCUUUGUUAUUGGUGGAGGCAGCGGUCACUUUGGUCUUUGGGUGGAUGAGAAUCUGUACCUGGGUCGCAGCAGCCCCUGCUACACCUUCAACAACUGUUGCCUCUCAGAAACCAACGACUUCCGGGUCAUGGAGCUGGAGGUGUGGACGUUCACCUGAAAAGGUCGCCGAGUUUCUCUUUGACUCGCGUUGCCACUGAUCAGCUUUAUCAAGACAGCAUUUACUGUAUCACCGGGUAGAAACAAAUACAGCCACUCAUUCAUUUCAUGGUAACAUCCAUGUAAAAAAAAAAAAAAACUAUUACAAACUGCUGGAUUUAUCUGUGUGAUUAAGUGCUGAGGAUUUUACUGAACUGAACAAGGCAACCCGAUCUCCCGGAGUGGGGGUUUAAUGGUGGACUGUUUCAUUGUUGGUUUGGCAGAAAAACUGUGAACCGGAUUCUUUGAGCCCCAGAAACUGCACUUUGCUCUUAAUGUGAAUGAGUAGCUUCACGAUAUCUCAUCAUUUAUCAUGUGAACACGACGGUACACCUGUCUUUAAAGCUUUCAUAUAACUGCUCAGUUAAUGCUGGAAGUUUGAAACACACAUUCGUCUUCUUAUGAAUAGAUUUCUCUGUUGAAAACCAAACUCUACACACA